UACAGAUAGCCAGAAGAAGCCCAAAAGCUGCCUUGUCCUCCAAGAAGCCCAAGAAAGAAUAGAUCAUCCUCCUCACCUCCACAACAAAGAAAGAGAGUAACACACUAUCAUCAUCAUCAUCACAGAAGCAGCAAAGCAAUGGCGAGGUACGACAGAGCAAUCACGGUCUUCUCACCUGAUGGUCACCUCUUCCAAGUCGAAUACGCUCUCGAGGCCGUCCGUAAGGGCAACGCCGCCGUCGGAGUCCGUGGCACCGACACCAUCGUUCUCGGCGUCGAGAAGAAAUCCACCGCCAAGCUCCAAGAUUCCAGAUCAGUUAGAAAGAUUGUUAACUUGGAUGAUCACAUUGCGAUGGCCUGCGCAGGGCUCAAAGCAGAUGCUCGUGUCCUUAUUAACAGGGCACGUAUCGAAUGUCAAAGCCACAGGCUUACCGUUGAGGAUCCAGUAACUGUUGAGUAUAUUACACGUUACAUUGCUGGUCUUCAACAGAAGUACACGCAAAGUGGUGGUGUGAGACCAUUUGGUCUUUCAACUUUAAUUGUGGGCUUUGACCCAUAUACUGGUGUACCAUCACUAUAUCAGACAGAUCCAUCAGGUACAUUUUCUGCUUGGAAAGCUAAUGCAACUGGGAGAAACUCUAAUUCAAUGCGAGAAUUUUUGGAGAAAAAUUAUAAAGAAACUUCUGGGCAAGAAACUGUGAAGCUUGCAAUUCGUGCAUUGCUCGAAGUUGUCGAGAGUGGGGGAAAGAACAUUGAAGUAGCUGUGAUGACAAAGGAGCAUGGACUGCGUCAACUUGAUGAAGCUGAAAUUGAUGCCAUAGUUGCGGAGAUUGAAGCCGAGAAAGCAGCUGCUGAGGCUGCAAAGAAGGGCCCUCCCAAGGAAACAUAAUUUGUCUUUUCGUUGUUCUUUUUGUUUUGCUUGUGGAUGUUAGCCCAUUCUCAUAAUUUCUUGGCCUUUUGAGGUAAAAUUCUGUUAUGUGGAAGUCUUAUUAUGGUGAUGUUGGAUUAGAAUGACAUCAGGUGGUGUUUGUGCUGGAGUAUGCAAUCAAUAUUUUUUCUCUUGCCAUCUAA
This is a messenger RNA of Camellia sinensis, 1070 nucleotides long. It is a transcript of the gene PAD2, whose product is annotated as proteasome alpha subunit D2. Lineage: Eukaryota; Viridiplantae; Streptophyta; Magnoliopsida; Ericales; Theaceae. The record is from RefSeq and is a predicted model, not a curated record. Gene Ontology annotation, biological process: ubiquitin-dependent protein catabolic process. Gene Ontology annotation, cellular component: proteasome core complex; proteasome core complex, alpha-subunit complex.